Messenger RNA from Penicillium verhagenii, 1125 nucleotides. Its product is annotated as DNA-directed RNA polymerase core subunit RPC40. NCBI's taxonomy places the organism in Eukaryota, Fungi, Ascomycota, Eurotiomycetes, Eurotiales, Aspergillaceae. The record is from RefSeq and is a predicted model, not a curated record. The coding region runs from base 1 to 1125 and encodes 374 amino acids. Gene Ontology annotation, molecular function: protein dimerization activity; DNA binding. Gene Ontology annotation, biological process: DNA-templated transcription. The transcript has 3 exons. Gene Ontology annotation, cellular component: RNA polymerase I complex; RNA polymerase III complex.
AUGGCGCCUCUUGUUCCGUCGCAGGAGGAGCUGCAGCGUCGCCGUAUCAUCGGCAUCAAUGCAGAGACUGUUACCAACAUCCCCUCCACAGACUUCCCUGGCCAUUGGCCCGGAGAAUCGCACGGAUGGGCUCUUGAUCAGUUCAAGAAUGACUUCAAGGUCGAAUACCACCGCAAUGACCCGUACGAGGCCUCAUUCUCGUUGAUUGGACUCGAUGCUGCCGUCGCCAAUGCAUUCCGCCGUAUUUUGAUGGCCGAAAUCCCUACCCUGGCUAUUGAAACCGUCUACGUUCACAACAACACCUCUGUCAUCCAAGAUGAGGUUCUUGCGCAGCGUCUCGGACUCAUCCCGCUCACGGGCUCUGUGGAGGGAAUCAAUUGGAUGCACUGGGAGCAGAAGCCCCCCGGAGACGACGGAUCCGCGCCCCCCGAGCUCACUGACUUCAACACCGUCGUGAUGCAACUUGAUGUCGAGUGCACCCUAAACACCGAUGUUGCCGACGAUGAGACGGAUCCCCGCAAGCUUUACAACAACGCUCACGUUUAUGCUAAGCAUCUCACCUUCACCCCUGUGGGUCGUCAGGAUCAGUUCUUUGUUGGUGACGGUGCAAUCCGCGCUGUUCAGCCCGAUAUCCUCAUCGCCAAGAUGCGCCCCGGUCAAAAAAUUGAGAUGGAGUUGCACUGUGUUAAGGGUAUUGGUGCCGACCACGCCAAAUUCUCCCCCGUCGCAACUGCGACCUACCGUCUCAUGCCGGACAUCCAGAUUCUGCGCCCCAUUAUUGGCGAGGAUGCGAAGAAGUUCGCCAAGUGCUUCCCCAAGGGCGUCAUUGGCCUUGAGACCAUUACUUCCGCGGAGGCUUCGCGUGCUGGAAGCGGAUAUGAGGGACGAGCUGGUGAGCAGAAGGCUAUUGUGGAGAAUGCUUUCAACGAUACCGUCAGCCGAGAGUGUCUGCGUCACGAAGAAUUCCAGGGCAAGGUCAAGCUGGGACGUAUCCGGGAUCACUUUAUCUUCAAUGUGGAGAGCUCUGGCCAGUUCGAGAGUGAUACUCUUUUCCUGGAAUCCGUCAAGGUUUUGAAGUUGAAAUGCGCUCGUUGGAAGCGCGGUUUGAAUGAUCUGAUGGCAUAA